Messenger RNA from Oppia nitens, 821 nucleotides. RefSeq lists its product as uncharacterized. Bases 31 to 747 code for a protein of 238 amino acids. The transcript is spliced from 2 exons. The record is from RefSeq and is a predicted model, not a curated record. Lineage: Eukaryota; Metazoa; Arthropoda; Arachnida; Sarcoptiformes; Oppiidae. Gene Ontology annotation, cellular component: cytoplasm.
UAAUUUAAUAUUUAACUUUAAGUAACAGUUAUGUAUAAAAUGAAUUUAUAUUUAAUUUUAAUAAUACAAUUAUCAUUAUUGAUAAUAUUAUCACCAAGCUACAUAAAUUGUGACUAUGCUGCAUUGUUAAGGUGCGACAAUGGCAAAACAAAUUUACAGAUAGAUUGGGACGGAUCGUCAGCUGCCUAUACAUGCCAUCAACCACCGGAACUGUUUCGCCAUAUACCCAGUUUGACACCAAAACAUGAGUGCGACCACAUUCCCGAUACAUACAGAGCUGCACAUAUAUGUAUGGAUAAGCCUAUCUUCUAUGACAAAGUGUUGCCCACUCAUGAGUCGCAUCGACCCAUUUGGCCUAAAUUUGGUGAAUACCGUUAUGUACCGCCACAACGAUGGGUACAUGGUGCAGAGCAUGGAGCAGUAAUCAUGUUGUAUCAUCCAUGCGCUGAUAAAACUGAAAUUGAUAUGUUUAAAGAUCUGGUGGUCAACUGUAUACGCAAACAUAUAAUAACUCCCAAUAAUCUGUUAGACCCGAGCCGACCAUUUGCAAUGGUAGCCUGGGGUUGUCGGCUAACAAUGAAUCGCGUGGACAAAGCAACUGUUAUCUGGUUUAUUAAAAAUUACGGUAUGAAAGGACCCGAAGCUGGCUUAGCAACUGAUGGCUAUUAUAAGGAAGCGCUGAUCAAAGCGGCAAAAAUACCCAUUGGUUCAGACAUUAAUGACUCAAAUCUUUGUCCUAAUAUGUGAUUUUUUACGAUUAUUAAUUACAUAAUAAUUUAAUAACACAAUAAACCUAAUUAAUUCUAAUAAAAUAAUUAUAC